UGUUUUCCUUUGCUUUUUUCUUUUACUUCUCCCGUCGCCGAACCCGUGCCCGACACUUCUUCUUCCCCUCAUCUUCAUCUUCACCGAACCCGAUUCUUCUCCCCUCUUCUCACCUUCUCUUUCUCUUCCGUCCCUUCCCAAGCGCCGGCGACGCUCGAGCCACCGCCGGCCGAGCUCCUCUCCCGAUCCCUCAUCUCUUCUCCUUGAUUUCCAGCAGCCGAUCCGCUGUGACGACGCCAUCUCCCUGCCAAGUCGUGAUCGCGGCGACGAGACGAGGUCGAGCUCGCCGGCGUCGCUCACCUCACACCGACGGAGCCUCCCAGUUUCCCCUCCGAUCGCCGAGCAGAGACACUUUCCCUCUGCCCUAGCUCCCGAUUCAUCGCCGACGAGUUCUCGUCGUCCUGAUCCGAGGCGCGACGCUCGUUGCCCUAGCUUUAAUAAGGCGUAAUAAAUGUUGUCAAGUGGCCUGAUUCCCUCUCCAUCUCCUCCCAAUUCUUACAAGUCUGUUGUGGUUGGUGGCACAUUUGAUAGGCUUCACCAAGGCCAUCAUUUGUUCCUCAAGGCAUCAGCAGAUCUAGCCAGAGAUAGGAUUGUGGUUGGGGUUUGUGAUGGACCUAUGUUGAGCAAAAAAGAGUAUGCUUACUUAAUAGAACCUAUUGAGAAGCGCAUGCAAGGUGUGAAGAACUACAUUAAGUCCAUGAAACCUGAGUUGACUGUUGAAGUGGAGCCAAUCACAGAUCCUUAUGGUCCAUCUAUCAGGGAUGAACAAUUGGAGGCUAUAGUCGUGAGCAAGGAGACAUUGCCUGGGGGAAUUGCUGUUAACAGGAAAAGGGCAGAGAGAGGGUUAUCACAAUUAAAGAUCGAAGUAGUAGAUAUAUUGCCCGAGGAGUCUACGGGAAUCAAAAUUAGUUCUUCAACACUCCGAAAAAUUGAGGCUGCAGAAGCCUUAAAAAAUCAGCAGCUUGACGGUGGCUCGGAGGCAGAUCCUCUGGUUCCAAGCGAUUAGAAGUUUGAUACUCAAAUCAGGUUAUGCCCGACUGGUGCUUUUAAUAAUGAGAGUCAGAUAUUAUAAAUUAAGAUUGUAAUCAAAGGCUUAAUGCCUUUUGGCUGCAUGAUAAAUACAAGCUAAAAUUAAACAAGGUUAAUUGUUGGAUGUGGCUUUGCAUCUAACAAUAUACAGUUAAUGCAACACAUCCUGUUGCUUCACAUCAUUGGAAACUAAAAUUCAAAGCGACGCAACAAUAAAACAGUCGAAUUCAUUUUUGUUCUUA
Zingiber officinale is the source of this 1271-nucleotide messenger RNA. Its product is annotated as phosphopantetheine adenylyltransferase-like. Lineage: Eukaryota; Viridiplantae; Streptophyta; Magnoliopsida; Zingiberales; Zingiberaceae. Bases 452 to 1006 code for a protein of 184 amino acids. Gene Ontology annotation, molecular function: pantetheine-phosphate adenylyltransferase activity; dephospho-CoA kinase activity. The transcript has 6 exons. Gene Ontology annotation, biological process: coenzyme A biosynthetic process. The record is from RefSeq and is a predicted model, not a curated record.